Molecule: messenger RNA, 2298 nt
Organism: Mercurialis annua (annual mercury)
Lineage: Eukaryota; Viridiplantae; Streptophyta; Magnoliopsida; Malpighiales; Euphorbiaceae
Exons: 18
Coding region: 153-2018 (621 amino acids)
Biological process (GO): carbohydrate metabolic process
Cellular component (GO): chloroplast stroma
Molecular function (GO): phosphomannomutase activity
Source: RefSeq, a predicted model, not a curated record
AUACAGCAGAUAAAACCCCAAAGACUACCAAACUCUUCUCCUUUCUAUCAAUCUUCCAGUAAGUUUCUCCGCCAGCAACUGCUUCACUCUUCACAUUUCUCAUCCUAAACGUCGCCGUUUUUGUCGCCAUAGGAGCACUACACUUAUAACAAAUGUCUGCAGCAAUGUCAGGGAAGAUUGUUCAAAAUGUUUUUCUAGCACAGAAUAGACCGAACCUGUACGAGACCCAAUACUGUCGAAGGGACUGUUGUCCCCAUUAUAACACCCGCAACUCACUUCCCUUCUAUGGAGGGAAGUUAGCAUGGACUACUACUAGCUUAUCUUCCAUGCAAAUGAACACGUUAUCCUAUUACCAGAGUGGUUUUGUUAACCGAGGAACUUUUUCCUGCAAUGCUGCUUCUUCUACAACGGCAGUUCCACACCUUGACAAAGUUGAUUUUCUGAAGCUUCAGAAUGGCAGUGAUGUUCGAGGUGUAGCUGUCGCUGGCGUUGAGGGAGAACCUGUUACCUUGACCGAACCAGUAACAGAGGCAAUAGCAUCUGGCUUUGCGGCAUGGUUAUUGGAAAAGAAAAAGGCUGAUGGUCCCAAACAGUUGAGAGUUUCUAUUGGUCACGAUUCCCGAAUAUCUGCACAAACUUUACAGGAUGCUGUUUCUCGAGGUAUUGCUGGUGCCGGCCAGGAUGUUGUUCAAUAUGGAUUGGCAUCUACCCCAGCAAUGUUUAAUAGCACACUCACUAAAGCCGAAGAAUGUUUAUGCCCAGUUGAUGGAGCUAUAAUGAUUACUGCUAGUCAUCUUCCAUACAACCGGAAUGGUUUCAAAUUCUUCACAAAUGCUGGAGGGCUUGGGAAGGCCGAUAUUAAAGACAUUUUAGAGCGUGCUGCAGAUAUAUACCAGAGUCUUACAGAUGAAGGUUUAAAGAAGUCGAGACAGGCUUCUGCAUCUGCAAAGAGAGUUGACUACAUGGAAAUUUAUACAUCUGAUCUUGUGAAGGCAGUCCGUAAAGCUGCAGGAAAUACAGAGAAGCCAUUGGAGGGGUUCCAUAUAGUUGUAGAUGCAGGAAAUGGAGCAGGAGGAUUUUUUGCCGCAAAAGUUCUUGAACCUCUUGGGGCUAUCACUUCUGGAAGUCAGUUCUUGGAACCAGAUGGUUUGUUCCCCAAUCAUAUUCCCAACCCAGAGGACAAGGAAGCAAUGAGAGCUAUCACUAAGGCAGUCCUUGAAAACAAGGCUGAUCUGGGCAUAAUAUUUGAUACUGAUGUUGAUAGAUCUGCUGCUGUGGACUCCAUUGGUCGCGAGUUCAACCGGAAUCGUCUUAUUGCUUUGAUGUCAGCAAUAGUUUUGGAGGAACAUCCAGGAACAACUAUUGUGACAGACAGUGUGACUUCAGAUGGGCUGACUACAUUUAUUGAAAAAAAACUUGGGGGAAAGCACCAUCGUUUCAAAAGAGGCUACAAAAAUGUUAUUGAUGAAGCAAUUCGCUUGAACUCGGUCGGUGAGGAGUCACAUCUAGCUAUUGAAACUAGUGGCCAUGGAGCUCUCAAGGAAAACAACUGGCUAGAUGACGGGGCCUACCUCAUGGUCAAACUCUUAAAUAAACUAGCUUCAGCCAGAGCUUCAGGAGUUGGCGGUGGUAGUAAAGUUUUGACCGAUCUAGUGGAAGGUCUCCAGGAACCAGCAGUAGCUGUGGAGUUAAGACUGAAAAUCAAUCAGAAUCAUGUAGAUCUUAAAGGAGGAUCUUUCCGGGAAUAUGGAGAGGCAAUUCUAAAACACUUGGAGAACUCUGUGGAUACAGACCCAAAGCUUCAAAAAGCUCCUGUUAACUACGAAGGGAUUCGAGUUUCUGGUUACGGUGGGUGGUUCCUUCUCAGACUAUCACUCCAUGAUCCAGUUCUUCCACUUAAUAUUGAGGGACCUAGCAAAGAAGAUGCUCUCAAACUUGGACUCGCUGUGGCUUCUGCUGUCAAGGAAUUUCAUGCUCUGGACACUUCUGCCUUGGACAAAUUCAUCCAGCCAUCCUAGAUCUCGUAAAAACGGUCUCGUCUGUCAGUUUUAUGGGCAAUCGGUUUAUUUAAGUUACUUUUCCGGCAAGGCAAUGUUUAGCCGACUGCCAUUGUAACGAGUAUAUAAGAACUUAAAGGAAGUCUCUCUUUUACUUUGAUUUGCAAGUGAUACUACAGUGUCAGUCGCUGAAGUUUGUCAUAUCUCUCAGCUAUAGGUCUGAAAAAUAUCCAGAUAAAUGUUCUAUGUCAAGAGCAAUGUCAUUUUUAUCAUAAUAAAUCAUUGUAUUUUUAUUUCGGCA